Globicephala melas (long-finned pilot whale) is the source of this 1631-nucleotide messenger RNA. RefSeq names its product small nuclear ribonucleoprotein U11/U12 subunit 48 (gene SNRNP48). Lineage: Eukaryota; Metazoa; Chordata; Mammalia; Artiodactyla; Delphinidae. The record is from RefSeq and is a predicted model, not a curated record.
UUGGGCCGCUCCUUCCGGGCUGGCAGGCGGGUAAGUGGUCGUGCCGCGGCCAUGGAUGGCGAUCCUCCACCGGUGGAGGAGCGGCGGCGGCUGCGGGAGGAGCUGAGCGAGUUCGUGGAGAGCUGCUGCCGGACGCUGGAGGAGGUGACGGCGUCGCUGGGCUGGAGCCUGGACCGGCUGGACCCCGGGGAGGAGGAGGCGGCCGAGGAUGAAGUUGCCAUAUGCCCUUAUGAUUCCAAUCAUCGCAUGCCUAAGUCGUCUCUAGCAAAGCACAUGGUAUCUUGUAGAUUGAGGAAACUGGGCUAUACCAAAGAAGAAGAGGGUAAAAUGUAUAAUUCUGACUUUUUCUAUGAGAAUGCGAAGAUACCUUCAGUUACCUUGAAUAAGGACUCACAAUUCCAGAUAAUUAAACAAGCUAGAGAUGCAGUUGGAAACGAUGGUGAUUAUUAUAAUCAAAGGAUGUAUUCUUCAUUGCCUGUUGAAGUUCCUCUGAAUCACAAACGGUUUGUUUGUGAUCUAACCCAAGCCGAUCGUCUUGCCCUCUAUGAUUUUGUAAUCGAGGAGACAAAGAAAAAACGGUCAGAUUCUCAAAUUAUUGAAAAUGACAGCGAUCUCUUUGUAGACUUGGCUGCCAAAGUCAAUCAAGAUAAUAGUCGAAAAAGUCCAAAAUCUUACCUUGAAAUCCUGGCAGAAGUGAGAGAUUAUAAAAGAAGACGCCAGUCCUAUAGAGCUAAGAAUGUUCACAUAACCAAGAAGUCAUAUACUGAGGUGAUUCGGGAUGUGAUCAACGUGCACAUGGAGGAACUCGGCAGCCAGUGGCAGGAGGAGCAGGAGAAUGCAGAGGAUGAUGCGGAGAAGAAUGAAGAAAGGCGGUCGGCUUCAGUAGACUCACGGCAGUCUGGGGGAAGCUAUCUGGAUGCGGAGUGUUCACGACAUAGAAGGGAUCGGAGUAGGAGCCCGCAUAAACGCAAAAGAAACAAAGAGAAGGACAAACACUGGGACUCAAGAAGAAGGAAAGAGAGGGAUGGGGAAAGACAUCAUAGUCAUAAAAGAAGAAAGCAAAAAAUAUAAACGAAGUAUUUGUGCGUGUAUUAAUUAUGCUUAUGCCAUGGUAACCAGUAUGCUGAUGUUUUUAUCAUAAUUGCUUUGAGUAGGAGAAUGUGCUUACAUGAACUGUUCAGUGCUCAGAUCAUUAUUUUUCAACCAAUACUUACAUCUCAAACCAUGAGUACAUUGAUUAUGCCCUAGAAAUUUGUUUUCCUUAUAUUUUAAUGGAUGAUUGCCUCCUAUUACUGAUUUUGUUUCAUUCUUUUUUUGAUAAUUUAUGUUUCAGAAAAUUCUUUAAUUAAAGUGAAUAUUUAAACUAUAUAACUAAUACAUAAAUGCAUUCUUACUGUAAAAAAUUAAACCUUGGGCUUCCCUGGUGGCGCAGUGGUUGAGAAGUCCGCCUGCCGAUGCAGGGGACACGGGUUCGUGCCCUGGUCCAGGAAGAUCCCACAUGCCGCGGAGCGGCUGGGCCCGUGAGCCAUGGCCGCUGAGCCUGCGCGUCCGGAGCCUGUGCUCCGCAAUGGGAGAGGCCACAACAGUGAGAGGCCCGCGAACUGCAAAAAAAAAAAAAAAGAAAAAGAAAA